AUGAAAUCAAAAGCCUGGUUAUCAAUUAGCUCUGCUGCAAAGCACCAAUUGUCUCAGCAUCAGCAAUCUCUCUUAUACCAGCAAUCGCUCCCCACCAUUACAACCAUUCGACCUUAUCUCUCUUCGCCAGCAGCAUCGACACCUCUAAAUGACACUCCUACUACUACAACUCAUCCUCAUGCUGUAGAUCUCAACAGCAAUGCAAAUCAGAAUCCAUUGAACAGAGAGCAGAUUAGAAACAUGGCAGUGGCAACAGCAGCGCAUUAUUACCCUAUUUACAACCAGCCUUCUUCACGCUACAAACAAAAACGUUUUCUUAGCAGUAGCUCCAUCUCUUGUCAUCAGAGCAAUGCACUGGCAUUCCACGAUGAGCACCCACACGACCCACAAAACCACAAGUCGCUACCCUUGCUAAACUUCUUUUCAAAGUCUUAUGCAAAACCAGUUCCCUCCUAUAUCUUUGCUCAUGGUGCUUCAGGAUUUGCAAAAAGGCAACGUUACACAACCCCGGAUUCGAACAGGAAUCGAAACGAGCAUUAUUACAGUAUACAGAUAGGUGAAGAUGCAUAUUUCAGACGUUCAGAUGCCAUUGGUGUAGCUGAUGGAGUAGGAGGAUGGCAAGGUGUAUCAGCGGCGAAUGCUGCACUUUAUUCUAGAAAAUUAAUGCAUCAUGCCUACCUUGAAUUGGAAAGAUUCGAUAAUGUGGAUGAUCCUUGCUUUUAUCAUUAUGAUGAAGCAGAUCCUGUGAGUAUAUUACAAAAGAGCUAUGAAGAAAGCAUGCAAGAGGCUCAACAAGAAGGCAUCAUUGGCUCCUGUACUGCCUGUUUAGCCAUCCUACGACAUGAAGAAUUACGAAUUGCGAAUCUGGGUGAUUGCGGUAUUUCAGUGAUAAGACACAACGACUAUAUAUUCAGAAGCGAAGAACAGCAACAUUCAUUCAAUUUCCCAUAUCAAUUGGGUACAAGCUCUCCAGAUAGACCCAAAGAUGCUCAGUCUUUUACUGUUGCAGUGGAAAAGGGAGACAUUAUCAUUAUGGGCUCAGAUGGUUUGUUCGAUAAUUUGUUUGAUAGAGAGAUCCUGUCGAUUGUGAAAUCCCAGUUAUCAGCAUUUACAUUGCCUGGUUCAGGGAAUCGACCUCCUCGAAUGUUGUCAAUAGAGCCACAAAAGAUAUCUGAUGCAUUAGCAGAACGUGCAAAAGCAGUAAGCAACUCUAAAUUGAAUGUGGAUAGCCCGUUCCAAGUGCGUGCCGUCAAUGAAGGCCUGUAUUACCAGGGAGGAAAGGCAGAUGACAUUAGUGUCAUUGUUGCCAUUGUGAAAGAUUGUGAAGAUUCUCCUGAUAGACGUUUAUAG
Messenger RNA from Mucor velutinosus, 1350 nucleotides. RefSeq lists its product as uncharacterized. NCBI's taxonomy places the organism in Eukaryota, Fungi, Mucoromycota, Mucoromycetes, Mucorales, Mucoraceae. Gene Ontology annotation, molecular function: protein serine/threonine phosphatase activity. Gene Ontology annotation, biological process: protein dephosphorylation. The transcript has 4 exons. The record is from RefSeq and is a predicted model, not a curated record. Bases 1 to 1350 code for a protein of 449 amino acids.